Messenger RNA from Aphanomyces astaci, 384 nucleotides. RefSeq lists its product as hypothetical. Bases 1 to 384 code for a protein of 127 amino acids. The record is from RefSeq and is a predicted model, not a curated record. NCBI's taxonomy places the organism in Eukaryota, Oomycota, Saprolegniomycetes, Saprolegniales, Verrucalvaceae. The transcript is spliced from 2 exons.
AUGGUCAUUCAAAAGCGCAAGGCGGCCGAGGCUGACGCUACCUCAUCCCCCUUGGCCUCAAAGCGUCGUGUAAGCGUACUGGAGCGAAUGAUCAAAACCCCCGAGGGCCAGCAGUUGAUAGUCAUCGACUCGCUAGAGGCUGCGGCAGAUAUUUUGACCCGCGACCCGCGACCUCCACGCGCCAUGAUUACAGGCCGGAUUGUGUUUACGGAGCGAUGUGACCCAGCCUCUAAGGUGCUUAACGUGUUCCUCGUGGCAGUAGACGACGAUGGACCGCUCCAUGAACUCCAAGCUCUGACACGAGACGCCCCUGGCGACCUUAAGCGACGGGUUGGUAGCGAAAUGCACCAAGUCGACUCGUCAUGCAAAGUCUGGUUAUGGUGA